AGUUUGACAGCUCUAGCAUGUAAUUGUUCGUCUCGCCGUCUAACAUUUGUGUCGAACUAUUUUGUUUUGCCAUUCAAUAAAUCUAUUAUUUACCACUAAAUAAGCGGUGCCCCAGAGCCCGUGAAGUGUCCGCGUUCUAGGGAUUCGGAUAAGUCGAGGAGUACAACGAAUCCGCAACGAUACGUCCAUGAAAAUCGAAAGGCAGCAGCAGUAGCAGCAAACCUAUAGCAGAGGCAACAGCAACAAAAUACACAAAAUAAAAGAAGCAGCAGACGGAAAAGUGUUUAAAUGGUCGAGAACUGAAAGAAGAGGCGAUUGUAUACGGAUUUUCGAGAGUACAGGACCCAGAGACAGCAAAAAUGCUUUAGAGGGCGGCGGUUCUCGACUAUUUUCUCCCUCCGGAGAGACCAGAGUUGCCAGAGGACGAGGAUGAGAUGAGACUCCUGGCGAACAACCAAGAAGCUAAAGAAAUAUAGUCCAUAUAAUCGGGAAAUGCCCUCGGGUAGUCCCGCUGAGAUCCCUGUUUGAGGAUCCACGAGCUGGGUGCUAUAUCCUGCAGCCUUGUUUAGCAUUUAAUCCGGUCACCGUGCCUGCGCCUUGUUAACCACACUCUCUUGUUUACGUUUGCUUGUUUGUUGACCUCCACACAAAUCGUCCUUCCAUUAAUUGUUAGUUACGCAUCCCUCUCGUUGAGCACACUAAUCAAAAUGAAAGCAUCAUCCUCAUCGAAAUCGAAAUUGAAAUCGAAGCGUCCAGCCGUUAAAGCUACAAUUAAAUUACUCCCGUCCAAACCCACCUCGUCAUCGUCACCGCCAUCGAAUAUUGGAGCCAGGGCCGCCAGGAUUUCGCCAGGAUCAGUCGUCUGCCAUCCCAAUUGAGUGAAGCCAAGGAUACACGAAUCUAAGGGUACUGCAGGUACUACAUCAACUGUAAUAUAAGAUACAUUAAUAUAAAGUAAAGCGAGUUGGAGUAAAAUAAGUGAAACGAAGUUAAACAAUUCUACAAAUCGGACAUCAAUAGAUUUAACAAUCUUAAAGGACUUGGAGCAUUUAAAAUUUAUAAAUUCUCAAGCGUUGGCCAUUUCUCACUUGAGUUUAAUCGGAACUACUGGAAUUUUUUUGGAAUACCAAUAUCUUCCCUUGAUUUUCAUAUUGAAUUUUUAUGCAAAUUACAUAUGCCUUGUCUAAUUGCCUUCCAAAUUCGCAAACGAGCGCAUCUUCCAUGUCCCAGCUAUUUGUAAAAUACGGGCGUUUGUGAUUUGAAACAGAGAACACGUUCGUUAAUCAUAACUGGUAACUUUAGCGUAGGAAUAGGUAAAUAUUUAGCAGCGAUCGCUCGUCCUGGGAAGCCAAUUUAGAGUGGCAUGAGUGGCCAUCCAUCAGGACUCCGGAAACAUGAUGAUAAUGAGUGUAGUGGGCCACGACCACCUGUACCCGGAGAAGAGAGCCGUGUUAAAAAGAUGACCGAAGGGGUAGCAGAGACCUCGAAGAAUUCACCGCCAUCCUACCUGAACUGGGCCCGGACGCUGAACCACCUGCUGGAGGACCGCGAUGGGGUCGAGCUCUUCAAGAAGUACGUCGAGGAGGAGGCGCCCGCCUACAACGACCACCUCAACUUCUACUUUGCCUGCGAGGGCCUCAAGCAGCAGACGGAUCCGGAGAAGAUCAAGCAGUUAAUCGGAGCCAUCUAUAGAUUCCUGCGCAAGAGUCAGCUGUCCAUCUCCGAUGACCUGCGUGCCCAGAUCAAGGCCAUCAAGACGAACCCCGAGAUUCCGCUCAGCCCGCACAUCUUCGAUCCCAUGCAGCGCCAUGUGGAGGUCACCAUCCGGGACAACAUCUACCCCACGUUUCUCUGCUCGGAAAUGUACAUCCUGUACAUCCAGCAGAUGUCCGCCCAGCAGGAGCGUUGCAGCAGCAGCGGCGCCACGGGAUCGGGAAGUGCCGGGAGUAGUGGAAGUGGUGGCAGCAGCCUCGUUGGCGCCUGUGCCCUGCCGGUGACCAAUGCGCCCACCAAGCAGCAUCAGCAUCUGCAGCAGCUGGUGCCGCCGGGUGCCUUCAUCAAUCUGCCGGUGAGCAGCGUGAGCGGGCCGCCAGCUGGCACGUGCAGUGCCAGCGGUAGUGUGUACGGUCCAUCAACGUCGGCCAGCUCGAGCGGCUCCAUCAGCGCCACCGACACACUGCCACGCAGCUCCACGUUGCCCACACUGCACGAGGACUCGGUCCUGUCGCUCUGCGAAGACUUCGAGAAGGUGCAGAUGCAGGAGGGCGGCGGAUCCCUCGGUUCCGGAUCCGCGGGCGCCGGUGCGCGGGCUCCCGACUACCCGAUCCGACUGACGCGGGACCUACUAAUAGCAACUCAGAAAAGAAGACUGGAAAUCCGACCUCCCGGUGCCCACGGUUAUGUGUACAAUCCAAGCACUACCAACACCUCCUAUGUGCCGAAUUCGCGGGUAGAUUCGGAAAGGGGCAGCGUUAGCUCCGGCGGACGCACCGACUCCGACACCAUGUCGAUCUCCAGCUGUUCCAUGGACGGUCGCCCGUACAUACAACGCAGACACAGCUCCACGGAGAGCAAGGCGAUUCGUCAGAGCGCGAUGGCGAACAAGGAGACCAACACCUUUCAGGUUAUACCUCGCACACAACGACUACAUUCGAACGAGCACAGACCGCUAAAGGAGGACGAGCUGGUCGCUCUGCUGAUACCCAAGUUGGAGGAAGUAAAGCGAAAGCGAGACCUGGAGGAAAGAGCACGCGAGAGAAAUCCGGGGGCUCCGCUGCUGACCAACGAAAGAUCCAGUGCCAGCGAUCGGGCCUUCGCCGAGGCGAUACGGGAGAAGUUCGCACUGGACGAAGACAACGACCAAGAUAUUCUGGACCAGCAUGUGUCGCGGGUGUGGAAGGACCAAACGCCGCACCGCUCGCCGGGAACGAUGUCGCCCUGCCCACCCAUUCCGUCGCGCCGACGCACAGCCACCCACGACUCGGGAAUGGUCAGCGAUGGCGCCAUAAGUCUAAGCGGGCACUCCAUGAAGCACUCGAAGUCCAUGCCGGAUCACAGUUCCUGCUCGAGGAAGUUGACAAACAAAUGGCCUUCCAUGAACACUGACAGUGGCAUAAGCAUGUUCUCGGCCGACACUGUUACCAAGUACAAAGAUGCAAGCUCUCGAUCUGGCUCUAGCACGGCCUCGAAACUGGAGGAGGCGAAACGAAGACUGGAAGACGAGCCGCGGCGCUCUCGUCGAAACGCCCAACCGCCGAUGCAGCACCUGUCGCAACUGCCACUGGCCUCUUUUAGCAGCAGCAGCAGUGGCGGCAGCAUCAGCCUGCCCCACCAGCACCAGCUCCAGAGCACGGCGGCGCCACCGCCUCUGCCGGCCAAGCCGCCGGAGACGAUUGUGGUGUUUUCGUUCUGCGAGGAGCCAGUGCCGUACAGAAUAAAAAUACCCGGUACUCAGCCAACCCUGCGUCAGUUCAAGGACUAUCUGCCCAGAAGAGGUCACUUUAGAUUCUUCUUCAAGACGCAUUGCGAGGACCCGGACAGUCCAGUGAUUCAGGAAGAGAUUGUUAACGACUCCGACAUACUGCCCCUAUUCGGAGACAAAGCGAUGGGUCUUGUCAAGCCAUCCGAUUAAUAUAUAAGCAUUUAGCGUAGAUUUUGUAUUAAGAUAAAUAGUGAGUGUGACUUGGUGCACUGAUACACUCGGUAAAGUACGAUUAACGAUA
Drosophila rhopaloa is the source of this 3722-nucleotide messenger RNA. RefSeq names its product axin (gene Axn). Gene Ontology annotation, biological process: negative regulation of canonical Wnt signaling pathway. The coding region runs from base 1364 to 3631 and encodes 755 amino acids. The transcript is spliced from 13 exons. Lineage: Eukaryota; Metazoa; Arthropoda; Insecta; Diptera; Drosophilidae. The record is from RefSeq and is a predicted model, not a curated record.